Klebsormidium nitens is the source of this 4369-nucleotide messenger RNA. Lineage: Eukaryota; Viridiplantae; Streptophyta; Klebsormidiophyceae; Klebsormidiales; Klebsormidiaceae. The record is from the annotation of a GenBank genome assembly.
AGAAGAUCGAAAAGGGUUUUCUUGAUGAUGCUGAGCCGCUCCUGUGCUGCAGCACUCUGUUUCUUGCCAAUGGCUGCCGUAGAGGGGUUCUGCUAGCAGCAGCUGCGAGCUGUCUGGCCUGUGUGGUGCCAACAGCUCAGGAGCAGAAAUUUCCUCCCCUGCUGUUGCGAUGGAGGCGCUUGGGGUUCGCGCGAGCUUCAGCAGGUGCGACGGAGCAGGCUUCACAGUGACCACUUGCACUAGACCAAAUGCCAGGUUCCAAACGGCGUCUUACCCUCUUCCGGGAAGGUUAGGCCUGGGAGAGGCGCUCCCAGUUGCAAGCAGGAAGGCAUUCUUGGGCAGGUCGGGACUGUCUCAGGGGAGGUUUCCUUCCUGGAAGAAUUCGCGUGGCGGUGUCCGGGCCGAGUCAGACUUGCCCCACAACAACGGCAUCUCCCAACCCAUCACAGUCCCUGCAAGCAGCACCCCUCCCAAAUCCAAAAAAAGCGCCGACAAACGCGCCGAAGCAAACGUGCGUCACGCCGGAAGCGAGGGCUCCGAGUCCCGCCAAAAUCUCCGCUCCGAGGAACCGUCGAGCUCGGACGAUGAAUCCGGCAUGCCUGCGAGCGUGCACUUGGCAUCACGAGCGGCAGCGGUAGCUUUUGCGGAGGCCGCGGCACGUAAUGCCGCGGCAGGGGGGGAGCAUGUUGCCGACGAGAUGCCGGUGGACGACGAUUUCUUACCGGGGAACACGACAUUGGGGGCGCACGAGGGGGACUUUGCGGUGCGGCUGGCGAAUGCGAGCGUUGCGGGGCUGACGGUGAUUACCGUGCAUGGAGUGGACCAGGAGAAUUUGCUGGCGGACGUGUCGAGCACGUUGAGCUCAGCGGGGCUACGUGUGGAGAGUGCCCGGGCCGACAUGGAAGAGGACUCCAACCUGAUCCUCGACAUUUUUGUGGUGCGCGAUCUGGAGACGCAGAAGGAGCUUUCCCAGGAGCGCUUUUCCGAGAUCCAGGACCGCAUCCUCACAAAGCUGGCGGUGCGGCGCAACCGCAUGAAGCCUGUGUUGGGGGACGACCCCCGCCUCUGGGAACAGGUCAACUUCCUGAUUGCGACACUGGACAAGGUGGUCGUCAAGCACGCGGGCACGGAGGUGCACGAGGCGGUGCAGUAUCUGAUCCGCGGCUUCGACGGGCUGCGCGAGAAGGAGGACAUCCGCAAGCGCGCAGAGCUGCUGCGCUACAUCACGAACAUGGACUGCCCUACGGUGACGGCCGUCGUGCGCGUUCUCUACAUCUACUCCUCGCUCCUCAACGUCGCCGACGAGGCCCACAAGCACCGCCUGCGCCGCGAGGAGAUCUGGCUGUCCCGCGGGGCGACCCCCACGUGGGAGGGCUCCUUCGAGGGCACGCUCCGUGAAUUCCGGAACGCCGACAUCGGCCCCAAAGAGCUGCAGCUGCUGUUGAACCGCCUGGAGUACAGCCCGGUGUUUACGGCGCAUCCGACGGAGGCGCGGCGGCGCGAGAUCCUGACGACGCUCCACCGGAUCUUCUACAUGUGCGAGAGGCGGGAGGACAACCGGCUGAGCCCCGCGCAGAAGAGCAAGGUGGAGCAGGAAAUUGAGGCCGAGGUCUACGUGCUGUGGCGCACAGACGAGAUGCGGCAGCAGAAGCCGACGGUGCUGGAAGAGAUCCAGGCGGGGCUGGACUACUUCCGCUACUCGCUCUUCGAAGCAGUCUGCACCACGUACCGGUAUGCAGAGAACAGCCUGGAGCACGUCUACCCAAAGGCUGGCGUGACGCUGCCUAGCUUCAUCAAGUUCGGCUCCUGGAUCGGAGGCGACCGGGAUGGCAACCCGUUUGUUCUGCCCAAGACCACCGAAACCGCGGCGCUCCUCCAGAGCCGGCUGGUGCUCGCGGAGUACAUCCGGCGUGCGCGCGCGUGCCAGGACAUGCUGACGCACUCCGUCCUCAUCUGCAAAGUCAACCAGGAGCUGCUGGACAGCAUCGCAGAGGACAAGAAACUGAUGGCCCGGAUCCCCGCGCUGAACAAGGAUAUUGAAUUAUAUGCGCAAGAGCCGUACCGGCUGAAGCUGCGCAUGAUCCGGCACCGCUUGGAGCAGAACCUGCGGAUCAUAAACAAGCGGCUCAAGGCCAUUGGACUGGAGGAUGAGAUGCUGAUUGACAUCGAGUACAACUUGGACGAGAUCCCCGGCGUCGACCCCCGCGACGACUGCUACUCCGACGAGGCCGCCUUCAUUUCGGACCUCCGCCUCAUUGACGCGUCCCUGCGCGACCGGGGGGAUGCCAGGCUGGCGGACGCCAAACUCAAAGACCUGGUCCGCAUGGCGGAGACCUUCGGCUUCUACCUCAUGACGUUGGAUGUCCGGCAAGAGUCGGAUGUGCACACGGACGCCGUGUCCGAAGUGGUGGGCGAGUCGGUCCUCGGCUUGUGCGCCAACUACAAGGACCUCAACGUCGCGGAGCGCAUCGAGCUGCUGUCAGAAGCCAUUGCGUCGCCGCCACCCGUCGAGCGUAUUGAGGAGAUCUUGGCCAAGCUGAGCGAGAGCACUCGCCAGGUGGUGGAAGUGUUCAUCGCGAUCGCUAACAUCAUCGAGGCCAUCAGCCCAGGGGCGGUCUCGUCCUACGUCAUCUCCAUGACGCGCAAUGCCAGCCACGUCCUCGAGGUUAUGUUCUUGGCGUGGCUGUCGUGCCGCAACAUCGUGGGGCGCACUGCCGAGGGCAAGUGGUACUCCCAGAUUACCGUAGCACCGCUCUUUGAGACUAUCCCGGAUCUAGAGGUUAUGCCGCAGGCGCUAACCCAGAUCCUGACCAACGACACGUACAAGAGUCUGCUGGCUGCGUCUGGGAACAUUCAGGAGGUCAUGCUCGGCUACUCGGACUCGUGCAAAGACGGCGGCAUCACCGCCAGUGCCUUCAACCUCUACAAAGCCCAGCAGCUGCUGCGGCAGAUCAGCAGCGAUGCGGGGGUCCAGUGCCGGAUCUUCCACGGCCGGGGGGGUACGGUUGGCAGGGGCGGCGGCCCCACGCACGAGAGCAUUUUGUCGCAACCCCCUGGAAGCGUCCAGGGGACCAUUAAAUUCACGGAGCAGGGGGAGGUCAUAACUUAUCGGUAUGGGAACAGCGAGACGGCGACGUAUGAGCUGACGGUGGGUAUUACGGGUCUGAUGAAAGCGAGCCAUCCGGCGACUAGGUCGAUUCCAGACGACAAUCCCAAGUACAUCGACAUCAUGAACGAGCUUGCCAAGGAGGGCGAGCGGGCGUACCGAGAGCUGACGGACGCCACCGAGGGCUUCUACGACUAUUUUUAUGAGGGCACGAUCGUGAACGAGAUCGGGAUGAUGAACAUGGGCAGCCGCCCCGCGCGGCGCAAGGUCGCAGUCCGCGACAAAACGUCCCUCCGCGCGAUCCCGUGGGUGUUCGGCUGGGCGCAGUCGCGGCACACGCUCCCGGCGUGGUAUGGCGUCGGCAGCGGGAUUGCGGCGUACACGCAGGGGGAUCCCUCGAAGAUGGCGGAGCUGCAGGAGAUGUACCAGAACUGGCCUUUCUUCCGGACGUUCCUGAGCAACGUCCGGAUGAGCCUGCAGAAGGCGUCCAUGGAGAUCGCGCGCGAGUACGCCAGGCUCGUGUCGGACCGCAUCACGGAGAAGCUAGUGUUUGGUUUGGUGGAAAAAGAGUUCCAGCAGACGAUCGCCCAGAUUUUGGCGGUCUCCCAAAUAACCCGGCUGCUGGAAGACAACCGCACGCUGGAGAUGUCCAUCGACGCCCGGCGGCGGUACCUGGAUCCGCUCAACCACAUACAGGUGAUCUUGCUUGGCCGCCGCCGCGACUCGUCCUUGUCUGAGGAAGAACGCCAGAUGUGGGUCGGGCCCCUUCUUCGGUCCAUCAAAGCCAUCUCUAGCAACAUGCGGAACACUGGUUAGGAAAGUCUGAUAAGUUGGUUGGUUGGGUUUCGAUUUGGGGCAAGCCCCCACCCAUUGUUGCAACGUUCCUCAAAUUUGGUUUUAUAGAAACUUUCAAUGCGAGGUGGGGUAUCUGAAAGACCCCCGGCCUGAUUAUUGCAAUUGGUAGAUUGUUGUGGUCUUCUUAGGAGCUGUGAACCACAGUCUCCGCAUUCUACCCGCUCAUUUGAGGGUUGUGAAUAUUUGUGGGCAGUUAGCGAGCGGAAGCCUCAAGCUUCAGUCAGGAUUGACUUGGACCGUUGUACAUCUGGCUUCUGAGCCGUACUGCAUUCGCGCUAGCAAAGAAAUCGUGUAGGUUUGAUAAGCUAGAUUGAUAGUGCAGGCCUUUGCUACCUAGGUGGAGCCAUUUGCCAUUUCCUACUUGCUCUUGCACUUUGCGUUGUGGUGGCCGCAUUCCAUCCUACGUCC